UAGGGAAGCGUUUCGUGUAGGUCUUCUCGGGAGGUGGCGGCAGCAGCGGCCGCCGGCCAGUGGGGAGCGGGCUGAGAGGGGUCGCCGCGACGGCUGGAGGAGCGCUAGGUCAGUGUGCAAACGGGAGUGGGGCGCGCGCCGGCUACGGGAGGCCUCGGAGACCGGGGCGAGGGGCCGGGCCGAGCAGCUGUGCGGAGCCAGUCGUCUCCCGGCGCGUCUGCUCUGCGGAGGAGCCGCAGCCCUCGGAGGGAUAUUAGAAAUGGCUACUCCCCAGUCAGUUUUCGUCUUUGCAAUCUGCAUAUUAAUGAUAACGGAAUUAAUUUUGGCAUCAAAAAGUUACUAUGAUAUCUUAGGUGUGCCAAAAUCAGCAUCAGAGCGCCAAAUCAAGAAAGCAUUUCAUAAGUUGGCCAUGAAGUACCAUCCUGACAAAAAUAAGAGCCCUGAUGCUGAAGCAAAAUUCAGAGAGAUUGCAGAAGCAUAUGAAACACUCUCAGAUGCUAAUAGGCGAAAAGAGUAUGAUACACUUGGACACAGUGCUUUUACUAACGGUAAAGGACAAAGAGGUAGCGGAAGUUCUUUUGAGCAAUCAUUUAACUUCAAUUUUGAUGACUUAUUUAAAGACUUCGGGUUUUUUGGUCAAAACCAAAACACUCGGUCCAAGAAGCAUUUUGAGAAUCACUUCCAGACACGCCAGGAUGGUUCCAGUAGACAAAGACAUCAUUUCCAGGAGUUUUCUUUUGGAGGUGGACUGUUUGAUGACAUGUUUGAAGAUAUGGAGAAAAUGUUUUCUUUUAGUGGUUUUGACACCACCAAUCGGCAUACAGUACAGACUGAAAAUAGAUUCCACGGAUCUAGCAAGCACUGCAGGACUGUCACUCAACGAAGAGGAAAUAUGGUUACUACAUACACUGACUGUUCAGGACAGUAGUUCACUAUUUUUUGUUCUCACUAAACCCAACUAGUUGACUUUUCUUUAAUAUCUUUGAUGCAAAACAAUUUUCUGUGAACUAUUUUGACAAGUGCAUGAUUUCACGUAACUUGAUAUAGAUAUUAAAUGUAUUUAAAUGUUUUUUGACAAAUUCAACAACACUCAGUUUAGUAGAGAAGUAGCUAAUUAUUAAUUCUCCUGAUUAGGAAAGAUUCUUUAAAAAAAAGAUACUAUAAUUCUGCCUGGUCUUUGUUCUCUACCUGCCCUUGGGCUUACUUGCGUGGCCAGUUUUAUUACCAAGAAAAGAUUGAGUUUGCCUGAUACAUAUUUAAAGGUUAAACUUUGAAACUUAUUGUAGAUUUAAAUCGUGUGAACUUGAAUGGUUUUUGCAGUGAAACCUUUGCUAAUUUAAAAUUGCAUGCUCUGCAGCAUCUCUGACUUGGGUUGCUAAAUGUACAUGAAACUGUAAUUGAGUCAUUCAGCAAAGGAUAGCAUAUCUUUUCCACUGAGAGCUUCAGAAAGGCAUAAUUUAAUAUUUACACAGAACCAUACCUUUCUGUAGUAAAAUUGGAGUAAAGGAAAUGAUUAUAUUGCUCAUAGCCAUUUAGACGGAAAGAAAGUUGAAAACUUUUGAAAUAUUACCAAGAGAUUGUUACAUGUUUGAUCCCUGGCUAAUGAUUUUGUAGUGUUGAAAUCAUAGCUAAUUUAUACAUCUUUUCACAUUUCUUUCUAGUUGUUGGCGCUCUAGGUCUUACAUGGAUUUAUGUAUUUUUUGUGUGUGUGGUUCCUCUUCUUUGCACUCAUCUUUAUCUAGAGAUUGACUAAUACCUCAUUCUGUUUGUAAAAACAGCCAGUAAUUUCUGUGCAACCUUAUUAUGUGCAAUAUUUUUAAAUCCUAAGAAAUGUGUGCUUUUUUCAUAUAGACUUAUUUCUUUAGUUCGGCACUUUUUGCAUUAUACUCCAUAUGAGUAUUAAUCCUAUGGAUACGUAUUAAAACUAGUAAAUGUCUCAUACAACAUUGUGAGGGAGAGAAAUACAAUAUUUACAAUAUGAUAUUCUUGGUUCUCAUUUUAUUGGUAAAAGUUUAUUCUGUAAUUCUAGAGCUAUGGAGGGUAUAUAAAUAAUGGGGCUGCUUAUGCUGACCAUAGACCACAUUCCAGAAGUUACUUUUGACUAGAAAACCCUGAUAUGGCCUUGUUUGGUUGCCAUUUGGUAAUUUCUCUUUCUUUUUUUUUUUUAUUAUGUUAAUCACCAUACAUUACAAUUUCUCUUUCUUAUCCUCCCUCCCUCACAAAUUUGGUAGGUUAAAGAUUUUGUUAAUUAUGAUUUUGUUGUAUUUGCUUGCUAGGAGCAAGUAUUUCCUCUUUAGGCCUCAUUGGGAAAAAGCAGAGACAUUGCAUAAAGUUAUUAUUUGUUAAUUAUAAUCUUUAAUUUGAAAACUGAAGAAAAUGAAAUUAUUCUUUUAAAUUUAUGUAUCUUAGUUAUUUUCUGGAAGGUAUACCUACUGCUUUUGUUUGAUAAUAAGAAAGUAGCCACACCUUGAAUUUUGGUCUAAGGAUCAUCUGUAGCCUAUCAAACGGAACAGAUGAGGCAAGAAAAAAGCCAUUUUCAAAUCAGGAUUAACUAUGUCCCCUUUUUCUUCAGGGUCUGAUUAUCCCUUGUUUUUCCCAUUCUAAACAUUUAUUUCAACCUUCCUUUUUUUUUUUUUUUUUUAAUCUCCUUUUUGACACUUUGGCAUAAUUUUUGCAAGGAAGAAAUGGACCCUGAAUCCUACGCACUUAAGGUACAAACUAAAUAUCAAGAAGAUACUUAAGUAAUCUAUGGGUGUGUGGUGUGUGUGUGUGUGUGGUUUGAUAGAUAAGCAACUGAAAAUUAGACCAGUAAUCAACAUAGAAGUUUCCUCGAUAACUUACACUUUUUCUUCUUUUUAGUCUGUACAGGUGUACAGCUAGAAAAUGGAAAACUUCUAUACUUAAAAAAUGAUCAAUACAAUGGCUUAAUCUAUACUCCCUAUGCAAAUCAACACAUGAAAUCUGUCAGUCUUUUUUUCCUUGUAGGCAAAAUAGUAAUAUAUAUAACAUGACUUUAGUCUUUCUCUUGAAUGAAUUUCUGUAAUUCUCCAAGUUUUCUGGAUUGACUAUGCCUUGAAUUGGAUGCUAUAGGGCAUAUAGUAGGCAUGAGAUUUUUUUUGGUGCUCUGCUCCAGAAUUGGCAUAAUUAACUCCUGAUCUGAUGGUUGAUCUUAGGCAAUUUUGGGGCUGUGAAUUUCAGUUUCAAUUCUGAGAUUAGUUCUAUGAAAAUUCAGGUUGCCCAAGGGCAACUAAAAAUUUGUACAUUUCUAGAGUAGUUAUUUUUAAUUUUCUGAAAUGGAAGUUUGUUUAGGAAUUAACACACUGGGGGAAGAAGAGACCGUUGCCAAACAGAAUAAAGAAGAUACUGGUACCACCAGUAGGAUUCUAAAGUUUUUUAUAUUCAUGUUAACGCUGGUACCUUCAAUUCCAGUUAACAGAUUGAAUAUAAUCAGCCAGCCAUGUUUUCCCUUUCUCUUGGUCCCAGUCACAGAAAAUAAAAGAAUGAAAUCAUAAAAGUGCUUGGAAAAUGAGGAGUUUGGAGACAUUCCAGGAAGGUAUAAAGCAGAAGGAAUUGUAUUGAGAGAAAAAUCAAAGGACCACAGCCAGGGUAUCCUGGAGAAGUUUUAAGGCUUAGAUUUGUGUGGGAGAGGAUGGGAGGAGACAAAAAGAAGGGAUGGGCCGAUGUUCAAUCAUGCUAAUUCAUUGAAGAAUUGCAUUGGGAGCCCCCACCCCCACCCACCCCUUUCUUCUUUCUUCCAGGUAAACUGUUACUGAGAUAGCUUUUAGGCUUUACCCUUAGGUAAAAUAUAACUCUUCAAAGAUACAAAUUAUCCUAUUCCCAGGGAGGCUCCCUAGUGAGGGUAUUGAGGUGCCAUAGAAAGUAGAGUGGGGGUAAAGUGAAUUUUCACCAGGGGAUGGGGAGGGUGAGUAAUGGCAGCAUUCCACUUCCAGAGUAAAGCCUCCUUACUUGGGCAUGUGUAGGGAACAAUAACUUCUGCAUGCUGCCCACAUACUUGUAGGUGCCUACUGGUUGAAAUGUCCUGACAACUUAAACGGAACCAUAGCUGUUCAAAAUGGAUGUCUAAUGAAGGCAUAGAUAAUAAUUGCUGAGGAAACUUGCUUUUCACAGCUAUCUGCAUUUUGAUGUAGUCCUUCAUAAAAGAUGUCCAAGGAAUAUCAGAUAUUUAUAGAAAACCAAUAACAGGGAAGAGAAACCCCAACAUCCAACCCUGAUGAAAAAAAUAUAAUUCAGGAGAUAAUUGCAAUACUAGGAGAUAAUUUAAAAUUUUAAUAUUACCAGACUUUUGAUAAAAUAUUGCAUCAAUGAAUCAGGCAUAGGUCCUUGUCUUACCUAACCUGCUUCUCCAAGAUUUCUUUCCAUCUGAUGAUGGUGUCAGAAAGGAUGGAUGAAGCAAGUUACAUGUACAUCAACUACAACAGAAGUCACUGGAAGAUAACAGUAAAUAUGUGGUAAAUAUGUUCUCUACCCUGCAGGCCUUUGACCCUUCUACAAAAUUCAGAUUCUUCCUCUUAUCUCAGGUUUGCUACUCAACCUCCUCCCCAACUUUUCUCCAGACCUUGCUCUAUGGUGGAACUAUCUAGUGAAGAAGAGCAGAAUUUGCCACCCCAAAAUAUGCCUUUCAGGCAUAAGAAUUAUUUUAGGCUGAUUACUUUUCUAAAAAAACAAAACAACAACAAAAAAACUGUAGACAAGGGAGAAGCUCUGAACACCAAGAAGAUGUUGCCUUUUCUAAGAGAUACUGACAUUUGUAAGGAAAAUCUCCAUUUGUAAGGGUAUCUCCCUCUGUAAUAGGAAGAGGAGGAAAACUAAAUCUCUAGAAACUGAUCAAUGGAGAAGGCAUGGACUUAAACCCGUGUAACAACCUUACUCUGGUUUACUGUGCUUUACCUGAAAACCUUCCAACUGUCUCACUCAACCCCAACAUCUUUUGUCUUUCUCUGGAGAUGGUAUUUAAGGUGAUAGCUUGGGCCAUUUUGGAGAGUUACUCAGUUUUCCUGUGUAUCUCCCAUGUACACAGGAGGUAUACAUGUUAUUAAACAUCUGUUUUCUUCUAGUUAAUCUCUUUUUUUACAGGGCAGGGGAUGGGGGAAGAGGUGUCUCAGUCAAUAACCUGGAAAGGAAGAGGGAAAAUUAUUUUUUACUUUACAGCAGAUAAUUUGUUGUGCAGUCCUAUUUGUUAUUCAUUAUAAUAAUGUCAUAGGGUACCAAUUCUUACAUUCCAGUGGAAGGGAACAGGCAAUAACCAUAAUAAGUAAGUAAAUUACUAUGUUAGAUGAUAAAGUCUAUAGAAAAAAUAUAGCACAGAGAAGGGAUAUGAUAUUGGGAGGGUAGGCAGGCUAAGCAUGUGUUGCAGUUAUCAACAGGAUGGUCAGUGUAGGCCUCACUGAGAAGGUGAAUUUGCGUAAGUUUGAGUUGUUUGCAUGGAAGAUGGAAGCAUGUAUGACAAGUUCUAGGAACAGCAAAAAAGCCAGUGUAGCUAGAGGCCUGUGAAUAAGGAAGAGUAGUUGGAGAUGAGUUCAUAAAGGUAGUAAGGGUAGAGAGCAGGACAUAUUAUAUAGGGCUUUUUGGCUUUUGUAAAGAAUUUGGUCUUGCAAUGUGAUAUGAUAGCUGAGUUAUGAGCAAAUAAAUGACUUCACCUUCCGUACUAAAAAAGAUCAUUCUAGCAGCUGUGUUGAUAAUGGACUGUGGAGAGACAACAGUGGAAUAGGGACACCAGUUAGGCUAUUUCAGCAUUCCAGAAUGAGAAAUUGGUGCAGCUCACACAGUGCACCAGGAUGAUAGCAGUGGAGGUGGGGCCAAGUGUUUGGAUGCCACACAUAAUCUGCAAGUAGAGCCAGCAGGAUUUGCUUAUGGUUUGGAUCUAGGCAUGAAAGGAGAAAAGGAUGAUUCCAAGCUUUGUGUUUAUAGAGAACCAGAAAGAUAGUCACCACGAACUAAGAUGGGGAAGGCUACAGGAUAAAGGCAUUUAAGAAGGAAGACCAGAAGUUCAAUUUGGGCAUACCAGACUUUGAGACAAUGUCGAGAGGGUGGCGAUAUGUCAGGAAUUUGAAGAGAGAGCUGAGCUGGAAAUGUAUAUUUUGGAAUUGUCAAAGUACAGAUGAUAUUUUAAACCUUGAGACUAAAUGAAAUCACCAAGGGAGUAUUUAUAAAUAUAAAAAGAAGCAAUCUAAGAACUGAGCCCUCGGGUACUUUAAAAGUACAAGGAGAAAAUGAGGAACCUACAAAGGAAUAUGAGAAGAAACAGCCAAUGCAUUUAAGAGUUUUGUGUCUUGGAAAAAAGUGAAAAGAAGUCUAUCAAGAGGUAGAAAGUGGUCAGUUUUAUGAAAUGCUGCCCCUAGGUCCAAUAAGAUAAUCCCUAAGAACCGACCAUUGUGGGUUUUUUUUUUUUUUUUUUUUUUUUUUUUUAGCAAUAUAGAGGUCAGAAAUGACUUUGACAAGACCAGUUUCUAUCAGGUGGUAAGGGGUUCCCCCACCUGUUUGGAGCAGGUUUAAGAGAAUGGCAGCCCAACUAAGUGCUUUUAAAGAAAUUUAAAUAAUUUAUAGUGAAUAUAUUUCUGGACAGAAUUUUUAACAUGGAUAUUAGAGUUUCAAUUAUUGCUCCAUCUGUAUAGCAAAUAGCUUGUAUAGGAUGUUAAUAAGUAUGUUG
Callorhinus ursinus (northern fur seal) is the source of this 6667-nucleotide messenger RNA. It is a transcript of the gene DNAJB9, whose product is annotated as DnaJ heat shock protein family (Hsp40) member B9. Gene Ontology annotation, molecular function: misfolded protein binding; protein-folding chaperone binding. Gene Ontology annotation, cellular component: endoplasmic reticulum. The record is from RefSeq and is a predicted model, not a curated record. NCBI's taxonomy places the organism in Eukaryota, Metazoa, Chordata, Mammalia, Carnivora, Otariidae. Gene Ontology annotation, biological process: ERAD pathway.